UAGCAAUCGCCAAUGAUAUAACUCAGUUCAAACAUUCGGCCUGACUCACCUAUUGGACCAUUACUUAUAAGCCUAUACUAUAUAUAACUAGCUAAGCAGCUACUCAAUUGUAAAGUAUAGAAUGUGAUAAUUAGUCGUAUAGACGAAGCGGGAUUUAUGUCCACCGCUCAGUCUAGUCUAAUACUAUAACCAACCUAUCCUUCAUUAUGGAUAGCGACAGUGAAGAAAGCUUCGAAGUGCCGAACGAUCGCAACCUCCAAGAUGAUAGCGAUGCCCCUCCGAGAGGACUUACUCGAUCGCAGGCUUUGAAUCUUUACGUUAGCCAUGCGUUUUCAACAUGGAACGCUCGUGGUUAUGAGUUCGCUGCUAUCCUCUUUACGGCGGCUGCAUAUCCCGAUACGCUCACAGCGGCAGCGCUCCGCAUGAUUAUCGUAUACUUCGCCAUGAUCCUUUUUUCGAGCUCCGUCGGACAGUGGGUUGAGCGGUCACCCAACCGGCUGCGGACUCUACUUUCAACCAUCCUGUGUAACCGCGGAUCUGUCAUUUUCGGAUCUUUCUUUUGGAUCCUAAUCCUAAGCCAAGAGGACUUGGUAGGUAGUGAGGCCGCCUUCAUCCUACCUACGAACGCUGCACUCAAGGGCCUGGGAUUCGCCGUCGCUGUUACGUUCGGCAUUAUUGAGCGUCUAAGUGCCUCCGGAAACCUCAUCUCUAUGGAGCGAGACUGGGUCGUCACCGUAGCAGCACCGGCAGGAAACCCGUAUGAUUUAACGCAUCUUAACGCCGUUAUGCGUCGCAUUGAUCUUGUGUGUAAACUGAUUUCGCCGAUUCUCAUCGCGGCCGUGAUUUCGGCCCUCGGAUCUAUCCGCCUUGGCGUCGUUUUUACGGGUAUGACAAGUCUCAUCAGCAUACCUAUUGAGAUAUUCUCCGCGAAGCGGGUAUGGAAUAGCAGUCCCUUACUGCAAGCACGCCGAGCGGCGCCUCCGCCAAAUCCUACUUCGGCGGCGCAUGGAACUCCGAGGUCGUGGGUUGCGAAAACGCGGCAGUAUUUCCAUGGCUUCGAGAUGUACUUUAGUACCUCCGUGUGGAUACCGUCGGCCGCACUGGCGCUGCUGCAUUUUAAUAUGUUGACUUGGAGGGCAACUUUUAUUACUUACUUGAUUAAUAUCGGUUACUCGCUUAAUACUAUUACGAUUGCUAGGGCUAUUGGGUCUGUGUUUGAGAUUAGUAGUACGGUUAUUACGCCUCGGGGUAUUGAGUACAUGGGGAAGGCGCAUCAUCAUUCUUCGGCGGCGGAGGAACCCGAUGAGGCGGGAGUGGGUUUAAUCGCCGGUAAUCAAGAAGGGAACCGGGAUGUGCAGACGCUCAUCGGGUUGCAACGAUUCGGACUUUGGGGUAUGAGUUGGCAGGUCAUUAAUACGUUCCCGGUCGUCUUAGCGCUGUGGGCUAUCUCGGCGCAGCGGGACGAAACGGAGUUCCUAACUGCCGUCUCUCGAAGAAUAAUCGGCGAACAAGCUUCACCUAAUAUAGGGUGGAGUGUUGUCCUUUUCUCCUUCCUUGCCUGCUCCCGGCUCGGGGUGUGGGUCUUCGACCUAACGACUCAGCAACUAACGCAGACCCUAGUCCCGGCGCAUCAGCGCUCUAGCUUCGCCGGUACGGAAGCCUCCGUCGUUAACGUAUUUGAGUUACUCGGCGCCGGUGCCGCUAUCGCCUUCCCCCGCACGGAUCAAUACCGAUGGUUAGCUCUCGCAAGCCUCAUAACGGUAGUAAUUAGUUGGAUUAUGUACGCUGCUUGGGUACGCCAUCGGAGAGGUCAUCUCGUGCAUUGGGAGAAACUCGCUCAGGGAUUUUGCGUGAGAGGGGGUAGUUGGUGAGGCGAUCACUGACUGGAUUAAAAAGUGAAUUCGUACGCCGAGGAUUGAAGGGGAAGACGGGUCGGACGAAGCGAUGCGUCAGUAAAAUUCGAUGAGUUGUCACGGCGAGAGUCACCAUACAUAGCGUCAAGUUACUCUAGCUACAGAGGGACACCUGUAAAUCAUGUUGG
This is a messenger RNA of Hypoxylon trugodes, 2041 nucleotides long. RefSeq names its product Ferroporti-1. NCBI's taxonomy places the organism in Eukaryota, Fungi, Ascomycota, Sordariomycetes, Xylariales, Hypoxylaceae. The record is from RefSeq and is a predicted model, not a curated record. Gene Ontology annotation, biological process: iron ion transmembrane transport. Gene Ontology annotation, molecular function: iron ion transmembrane transporter activity. Gene Ontology annotation, cellular component: membrane. The transcript has 4 exons. The coding region runs from base 207 to 1871 and encodes 554 amino acids.